AUGUCGGGCACGUUCUCUUCCCCAUUGGCUCAGCCAUGUGUCAGUCAAGCCAGAUUACGGAAGUGUAGCCCACCCACUACAAAGAUGGAGGACGAUAUCUCAAAUUUGAGCAGACCUCAGAUGUAUUUGUUUGGUUGUACCCUCAAAUCCGACAAACGGGAGUUCAGAGUUGACGUAGACGACGAUGAUACGGAGCAGCAGCUGUCACUCAAAGCAGUGUGUCUGGGGGCUGAGGCUGAGGAUAAGUUCCACAUGGUGGAAGUGGAGGGUCUCACCUAUGAUGGGAAAUCAACCAAAGUCCCACUGGUUGCCCUGAAACCGUCCGUCAUGCCCUCUAUGACUUUAGGAGGAUUUGAAAUCACGCCUCCAGUCACCUUCCGUCUCCAGUCUGGCUCUGGACCAGUUCACAUCAGCGGGCAGCAUUUUGUUAGUGUGAAGGAUUCAGACGAUGAAGAAGAGGAGAACAACUCGUCACCUGUGAAGCGGCCUGCAAGCCUGAUGUCGGGGAAGAAGCCUCCUUUGAAAAAACUGAAGAUGGAUUCGGACGACGAUGACGACAGCGACGAUGACGAUGAAGACGAUGACAGCGAUGAAAAUGAUGUGACGCCUCAAAAGAAUGUUGGAAAAGAGCUCAAAAAAAGCCCAGAGUUUUCAGCAAAGAAGCCCAACAAGACUCCGGUGAAACAAAACGGCCCCGCAGGAAAACCAUCAGGAUCAGCGGUCAAACCUCAAGUUAAGUGGAACCUCACCCUUACCUGGUACAAGGUGUAA
Molecule: messenger RNA, 771 nt
Organism: Notothenia coriiceps (black rockcod)
Lineage: Eukaryota; Metazoa; Chordata; Actinopteri; Perciformes; Nototheniidae
Product: nucleophosmin-like
Exons: 9
Coding region: 1-771 (256 amino acids)
Biological process (GO): ribosomal small subunit export from nucleus; ribosomal large subunit export from nucleus; ribosomal small subunit biogenesis
Cellular component (GO): centrosome; ribonucleoprotein complex; cytoplasm
Molecular function (GO): histone binding; RNA binding; chromatin binding
Source: RefSeq, a predicted model, not a curated record